Molecule: messenger RNA, 2357 nt
Organism: Bactrocera tryoni
Lineage: Eukaryota; Metazoa; Arthropoda; Insecta; Diptera; Tephritidae
Product: protein glass
Exons: 7
Coding region: 248-1942 (564 amino acids)
Source: RefSeq, a predicted model, not a curated record
UUAUUUAUACUCUUUUGUGCACAAAAAAUAAUUGUUAGUGAAUAAUAUUAAACAGCUACAUGAAAGCAUAUCGUCGUUGUUGUUAUUCAUACUAAAGGAUACAAGGAAUACAAAUUAAGGAUACGCGUCGAUCAUGAUUAUUAUGAAAUUCGUUCAAAGGCGGCAUAAAUCGACGUAAAAUGAAGCGUAGAAAAACUAGAAAUAAAACCACCAAACAAAUCACAUUACCUAGAGGAGGAAACAUGUCAUGGGAUUGCUAUAUAAAAGUUUCAAACUCUUGAAUAUAAUUCUGGAUUCCCUGGAAGAUCAAGAGGGUGGAGCUAUGUACAUAUCGUGCGAUGUCUCAAAUGGCGGUCCAGUGGAACCAGAAACGGGAUAUGUGCCCAACAAUCCAUUAUUCGGUCUGGCGUUGGAUAGUCCACAGCAAGAGUGUGCUGCAUCUUCCUGUGUUGGCUGUUUGUCCUGUCAAGGCAAUACCGUUUUGCCCAUCUCAUCGCUGACGUCCAACGACUUCGAUUGUGGCUCCUGUUUCGAUUCGACGUCGAGUGUUAUAGCCGGUGUCGGUAUUGUUGAAUCCACACAAAAUCACUUGCAACAACAACAGCAAGUAAGUCUCACUGGUAACAGCAGUACGAAUACCACCGCCAAUCACAACAACAAUAGCAACAACGCGGUCAGCUACUGGAGUACGGAUGAGAUGGCUUCAUCGUUCCCCGGAUUACCGCCAUUAGACAUCGAUCCCUUGCCUAGCCUCUUCCCCUUCUCACCGUGCGGUGCCUCAUAUAAUUUCUCCACUAACCCGCAUCAAGCAUCGCUCUCCUACACCGUCCAUCCGCAUCAGAUGCUCGUCUCACCCGGCGGUCAAGUCUCACAUCACAGCCAAAGUCAAACUCAAAGCACACCACAUGGCAAUUCACUUAGUUCCAGCGGCACACCAACAUCUUGUUAUUAUGAUCCCAGCAGUAGUGGCAUGUUAGGUGGAUCUGCGUCCGUCGGCAAUACGUGUAGUCAACACAUUAAUACGAGUGUUGCGCCGCCGCCGCCGCCACCAAUGUACCCCAGCAUGAGUGUGAACGUCAGCAUGAAUAUGACAAUGCAUGGUUACGGCGCGGAAGGUACGGUGCCUAUGCAAUGCUCGCAGAUGCAAUGGACGCCACCAAAUACCAACUCCUCCGUCAAUGUUCUCUACCCGCCACUACUUAGCCCAACACAUUAUCCACCUGCGGCCACAUAUUCCUUCACCGCCGAUUUUCGCACACCAACGCUACAGCAAUCCAGUCAGAGUCCAGGAGCUGGUGUUUUGCCUGCACUCACCGAUGCCGUCAUUGUCGAGGAGGACUCACCGUCACCGACAAGCGAUACAUCGCGUCAUCUAUUCGCCGCUGGCACAGAUCUUGCGCCUGACUUUGCAUCACCAACGAAGAGUCCUUACGAUGACGAUGAGGAUAGCAAUGAGGAGGGCUCCGACUCAAAGCCCAAUCUGUGUAGGCUUUGUGGCAAAACUUACGCACGCCCAAGCACGCUCAAAACACAUCUGCGAACUCACUCCGGUGAGCGACCCUACAGAUGCCCGGAUUGCAACAAGAGCUUUUCGCAGGCCGCCAAUCUGACGGCACAUGUACGCACACAUACCGGACAAAAGCCAUUCCGCUGUCCAAUUUGUGAUAGACGUUUCUCACAAAGUUCCAGCGUCACCACGCACAUGCGCACCCAUUCGGGCGAAAGACCAUAUCGUUGUUCUUCGUGCAAGAAAUCCUUUUCGGACAGUUCCACACUAACAAAACAUUUGCGUAUACAUAGCGGCGAGAAGCCAUAUCAAUGUAAAUUGUGUUUGCUCAGAUUCUCACAAUCGGGCAAUUUGAAUCGCCAUAUGCGUGUGCAUGGAACGAACCAAAAUAACGGUAGUAACAACGGCAAUGGUGGCAGCAAUUUGUUGACAUGACAAAAGGCGCGAAGUGGCGCCGCUUUUCAACAUUACUAUCCUCCAUACACCCACGGUGCUCACAACCUUUCACAUGGCCCACACGCCCAUGCCCAUGCCCACGCCCACGCCCACAAUCAUCCGCACAUGCAUAUACCGAGCAGUAAUUAUGAUUAUAGCAGCUAUGGCAUCAACGAUUACACUUCACCCGGAUCACAAAACUAUUCAGGGUAUUAUUUUUGUGCACUUAAUAAGCCCAAAAUGGAGCGAUUCUAUUAGCAAGAACACUAACAACAUAAAGAGAGAAAGUGAUUAAAAGCCGAGCAAUCGCCGAGGCAAACUUCGGUAAAUUAUAGUAAAAGGCUUAUAUAGGUGUACAUAACAUACAUAUGUACAUGUAUUAUGAGAAAUAAAUUAAAAAUAACAAAACCAAAAA